CUGAACUCUCCAAGCAUGUCGUCCGUGCUCAGGAACUUCGCUUCACUUUAUGGCGCGGUCCCGUCCUGUUUUGCACGAUCUCUGAAGACUCGAACAUGGGUUUUGAGCAGCGAUUUACGCACACAGGCUUCGUGCGUAAACCCGAGGAGAAAGUGCUCGGGAAGCCGCUUCAACGUGCCCCCGAGUGCAGAGUUCGUGGCGCGCGUGUCCGGUAUCCCGACCAUGGCCAAGCUGCCGUACCAGGAGACGGCGGAGGGGCUGCAGGCGGCGUUUGUGGGAGUCCCGAUCGAUACAGGAACUUCCAACAGACCCGGGGCAAGGUUUGGUCCUCGUCAGAUCCGAGUGGAGUCGGCCAUGCUCCGAGCCUAUAACAGCGGGACCAGAGCUGCUCCCUACGAGUCUGUGAUGGUGGCCGAUAUCGGGGAUGUCAAUGUAAACGUGUACGACCUGAAAGACACGUGUAAACGCAUCCGAGAGGCCUACAGGAAGAUCGUGGCUACAGGCUGUAUACCUCUGACUAUGGGUGGAGAUCACACAAUAGCAUACCCAAUUCUUCAAGCUGUUGCUGAAAAGUAUGGUCCGGUGGGCUUGGUGCACGUAGAUGCCCACGCUGAUGUGAGUGACGUGGUUCUGGGGGAGAGGAUCGGCCACGGGACCCCGUUCAGACGGUGUGUGGAGGAGGGGCUGCUGGACUGUCACAGGGUGGUGCAGAUCGGACUGCGUGGCUCCGGUUACUCUGCAGACUCUUAUGAAUGGAGCCGAUCACAGGGUUUCCGGGUGGUGCAGGCCGAGGAGUGCUGGUUCAAGUCCCUGGCUCCUCUGAUGGCUGAGGUCCGGACUCAGAUGGGCUCUGGUCCGGUUUAUCUGAGCUUUGACAUCGACGCUCUGGACCCAGGAUUCGCUCCGGGGACUGGGACUCCAGAGAUCGCAGGACUCACCCCAAUACAGGGGGUGGAGAUUAUCCGUGGGUGUCGUGGUCUGAACCUGGUCGGAUGUGACUUAGUGGAAGUUUCCCCUCCGUACGACACAACAGGGAACACCGCUUUAACUGGAGCCAAUCUACUUUUCGAGAUGUUGUGUGUCCUGCCAAUGGUCAAAUAUUACUAAUAUCUACUGACAAUCAUUACAGUUGCAAUCUUUUGUACGUUUGUAAAUAUGAUACAAAACUCUGUGCUUUAGCGAUCGAUUUCAUAGUGUUGCCAAAGAAUUCUUAUGAAAAUACAAACGUGGACAAAAUUGUUGGAACCCCUCUGGCAAUGAAAGAAAAAUCAACAAUCGUCAAUGAAAUAACUUGAAACUGACAAAAGCAAUAAUAAAUCAAAAUUUACUGAAAAUUGUCCAACGAAAAUCAAACAUUGUUUUUCACCUGUGGUUCAAAAGAAUAAUUGGCAAAAAACAAAAUAAUGAAAUAAAACAGAAUGAAAACAAACAAAAAUGAUGGUACCUUUAACUUAAUAUUUUGUUACACAACCGUUUGAGGCAAACUCUGCAAACAAACGAUUUCUGUAACUGUCAAUGACACUUCUGCACUGAUCAGCUGGUAUUUUGACCCACUUCUCAUGAGCCAACUGUUGUAGUUGUCUCAGGUUUGAAGGGUUCCUUCUCCAGACGCAUGUUUCUACUCCUUUCACAGAUGUUCAGUAGGAUUGAGAUCUGGACUCACAGAAGAACACUCCAGAAGAGUCCAGUGUUUUGAUCUUAGUCAUUCUUGUGUGUUUUUCGCUGUGUGUUUUGGGUCAUUAUCCUGUUGGAAGAGACAAGACCUACAACUGAGACCGAGCUUUCUGACACUAGGCAACACAUUUAUUCCAAAAUACCUUGAUAGUUUUGAGAUUUCAUUGUACCUCUGACACCCUGAGCCAGAUGCAGCAAAACAGCCCCAGAACAAAACCAGGCCUCCUCCAUGUUUCACAGUAGGGACAGUGUUCUUUUCUUGGUGUGUUUCAUUUUUGUGUCUGUGAACAUAGAGCUGAUGUGUCUUGCUAUAGAGCUUCAGUUUUGUCUCAUGUCUCUGUCCAAAGAACAUUCUCCCAGAAGCUUUGUGGCUUGUCAAUAUGCAUUGUGACAAAUUCCAGUUUCAGUUUUUUAUGAUUUACUUUCCACAGUGGUGUCCUCACAUGAAGUCCACUUUGGCUCAAAGAGUGAUGGAUGGUUUCAAUUUGUCUAAGUUUAACAUGUCCCAAUUGUCUUUUUCUAGCGGUACCAUCAUUCUUGUCCAGACCAAUUUCAUUAGUUGUUGUUGUUGUUUUUUUUUAUAAUUCUGUUGAACGACAAUUCAAAACAGUGUCUGAUUUUCAUUGGUUAUUUUUUCAGUAAUUUUUUGUUUAUUAUUGCUUUUCUUAGUUUUAAAUGAUUUCAGUGACCAGUGUUGAUUUUUCUUUCAUUACCAGAGGGGCACCAACAAUUUUGAACACGUCUGUAGAAUUGAAGCCAUAAAAAACUUGAAAUGCACUUUCAAAUGUGACAAAUAAAUAAAUCCAAUGAGUUA
Molecule: messenger RNA, 2488 nt
Organism: Boleophthalmus pectinirostris (great blue-spotted mudskipper)
Lineage: Eukaryota; Metazoa; Chordata; Actinopteri; Gobiiformes; Gobiidae
Gene: agmat
Product: agmatine ureohydrolase (agmatinase)
Exons: 7
Coding region: 16-1107 (363 amino acids)
Molecular function (GO): metal ion binding; agmatinase activity
Source: RefSeq, a predicted model, not a curated record